Hemibagrus wyckioides is the source of this 878-nucleotide messenger RNA. It is a transcript of the gene rpl7a, whose product is annotated as ribosomal protein L7a. Bases 24 to 824 code for a protein of 266 amino acids. The transcript has 8 exons. The record is from RefSeq and is a predicted model, not a curated record. Lineage: Eukaryota; Metazoa; Chordata; Actinopteri; Siluriformes; Bagridae. Gene Ontology annotation, cellular component: ribonucleoprotein complex. Gene Ontology annotation, biological process: ribosome biogenesis.
UCUUCCUUUCUGUCUGAACCAACAUGCCUAAAGGAAAGAAGGCCAAGGGGAAGAAGGUGGCACCUGCCCCUUUAGUGGCUAAGAAGCAUGAGGUCAAGAAGGUUGUGAACCCCCUCUUUGAGAAAAGGCCGAAGAACUUUGGCAUUGGUCAGGACAUCCAGCCCAAACGGGAUCUGACCCGGUUUGUGAAAUGGCCACGAUAUGUUCGUCUGCAGCGUCAGAGGUCUAUCUUGUACAAGCGUCUGAAGGUUCCCCCUGCAAUCAACCAGUUCAACCAGGCUCUGGACCGCCAGACUGCUACCCAGCUGUUCAAGUUGGCUCACAAGUACAGGCCUGAGACCAAGCAGGAGAAGAAGCGCAGGCUGCUGGCUCGUGCUGAACAGAAGGCUGCAGGAAAGGGAGAUGCCCCAACUAAAAGGCCACCUGUCCUCCGUGCAGGUGUGAACACAGUCACAUCACUUGUAGAGAGCAAAAAGGCCCAGCUGGUUGUGAUCGCUCAUGAUGUCGACCCAAUUGAGCUGGUGGUGUUCCUGCCUGCUCUGUGCCGUAAGAUGGGUGUUCCAUACUGCAUCGUCAAAGGAAAGGCCAGACUGGGCCGCCUUGUGCACAGGAAGACCUGCACCUCUGUCUGCUUCACACAGACCAACCCUGAGGACAGAGCUGCUCUUGCCAAGCUGGUGGAGGCCAUUAAGACCAACUACAACGACAGAUAUGAGGAGAUCCGUCGUCACUGGGGAGGCAACAUCCUGGGCCCCAAGUCGACAGCUCGCAUUGCUAAACUCGAAAAGGCAAAGGCCAAGGAGUUGGCUACCAAACUGGGUUAAACUCCUAGCACAGAUGUUUGUGUUUAUAAAUAAAACAAUAAAAAAUAAAAGAAA